This is a messenger RNA of Oreochromis aureus, 4934 nucleotides long. Its product is annotated as TNF receptor-associated factor 2-like. Lineage: Eukaryota; Metazoa; Chordata; Actinopteri; Cichliformes; Cichlidae. Gene Ontology annotation, biological process: positive regulation of canonical NF-kappaB signal transduction; protein K63-linked ubiquitination; positive regulation of JNK cascade. The transcript has 11 exons. The coding region runs from base 400 to 2196 and encodes 598 amino acids. Gene Ontology annotation, molecular function: ubiquitin protein ligase binding; zinc ion binding; ubiquitin-protein transferase activity. The record is from RefSeq and is a predicted model, not a curated record. Gene Ontology annotation, cellular component: cytosol; cytoplasmic side of plasma membrane; plasma membrane signaling receptor complex.
AAAUGGUACCGACGUCACUGUUUGCGGCCAGUGUAAACGGGCCCAUUACAUUACAGUCUCCGGCAGCAGAGCAGCCCGCCUCCUCUGGAUUGUGGACCAAUGGCUCCGACGCCUCUACAUCUCGUCUGCCUCUCAACCCGCGUUCAGCCCCUCGCAUGACGUAACGCCCAAUCUGAAAGUGCAAUGGCGAUAUUGGACAAUAACAGCCAUCGCGCUUGGGGUCCACAUCUAUAUUAUGUGGCUACGGUUCAAGAAAACACCUCCAGCCGGCUGCAAAACCACAUAUAAUAUCGGCACAGAGCGCGAGCGUCAACCUGCGACCAGGAAAGGUGAUCUCCCAGCCUCUGCACGCGAUGACAGCUUAGAAUAAAUCGCUGGUGUGACGUGUGAACAGACACCAUGGCCACACAGGAACCGUCCCCCCCUUCGUCCAUGGAGAGCAAUAAGCCCGGCUUCCCCAAGAAGAUCCUGGGCAACAAGCUGGAGGACAAACACCUGUGCAACUGCUGCCACAAUAUCCUCAGACGGCCUUUCCAAGCCCAGUGUGGACAUCGCUUCUGUUCCUACUGCUUUAACAGGACUGUGAGUAAUGGACCUCAGAAAUGCAAUGCUUGCAUCAAAGAGGAUAUUUUUGAGGACCCUACCUCUAUUUUAAAACAAGGAUGCGCUUUUCCAGACAAUGCGGUUCGAAGGGAAGUUGAAAAUCUGCCAGCUGUUUGUAUCAAUGAAAGCUGCACUUGGAAAGGAAGCAUAAAGGAGUACGAGAUGAACCACGAGGGGAAGUGCGAGUUCAUGAUCAUCCCCUGCCCUUCCUGCAAAGAACGAAUCCGCUUCAAUGAACAGGAGCGCCAUAAUGAGCGAGAGUGCCCUGAGAGGACGCUCAACUGCAAGUACUGCAAGGAGCCGUUCCACUUUAAGAAUAUCAAGGCGCAUGAUGAGAUCUGCCCCAAGUACCCGAUGAUCUGUGAAGGCUGUGCCAAGAAGAAAAUACCCAGAGAAAAGUAUGUGGACCAUAUCAAAUUCUGCAGCAAAUUCAGAACUCCAUGUCGAUUUCAUGUGGUGGGAUGCGAUAUGUCUGUGGAGAAGGAAAAGAUUCAUGACCAUGAGCGCGCAUAUGCCUAUGAGCACCUCAAUCUUCUGCUGCAUUAUAUUAUGGGCAUGAAAGUUAGCAUGGAGGGCCUACAGCCCCAGGGACUGGAAGUAGCCGGACACAAACUGGUGGAACUCCAACAAUCCCUCAAGGAACUCGAGGCCAGAGUCUCCCAGCUCAGCACCACCUCCUCUGGGCCUCCCGUGCAGGGAGCCGCCGCUGCCGCAUCCUCAUCAUCUUCCAGCUCUGGACCUCCUGGUCCACCCGCUUCAGUUCCUCUACCUCCACCUCCCACUCUGCCUCCCACUCUCUCUGUGUCUACAUCCUUCACGCCUCUGCCCAGCUCGGUGGGCGCAGCGCUUGAGCUCCAGCUUCACAGCGAGAAAACCAAGGUGGCCGAGCUCGGCCGCAGGUGCACGGAACUGGAAGUCAAAGCUGGCACGUUUGAAAAUGUGGUGUGUGUCCUGAACAGAGAGGUGGAGAGGUUCGCCACCACCAUGGAAGCCAGCAACCGUCAGCAUAAACUGGACCAGGAUAAGAUCGAGGCUCUGAGCAAUAAGGUGCGACAGCUGGAGCGGACUGUGGGGCUGAAGGACCUGACGGUCGCAGAGAUGGAGGGACGGCUGAGAGAAAUGUCCGCCACCACAUUUGACGGCGUCUUUAUCUGGAGGAUCUCAGAUUUUGCCAAAAAGAGACAAGAUGCCAUCGCAGGCCGAGCCCCCGCCAUGUUCUCGCCAGCCUUCUAUACCAGCAAGUAUGGCUAUAAGAUGUGCCUACGGAUCUAUCUGAAUGGAGAUGGGACAGGGCGUGGCAGCCACUUGUCCUUGUUCUUUGUGGUGAUGAGGGGGCUGAGUGAUGCCCUGCUUAAAUGGCCCUUCAACCAGAAGGUUACGCUGAUGCUGCUGGACCAGAGCAACAGAGAGCACAUCAUCGAUGCCUUUCGACCUGAUGUCACUUCCUCCUCCUUCCAGAGACCCGUGAGCGAGAUGAACAUCGCCAGCGGCUGUCCACUCUUCUGCCCGCUCUCUAAGCUCGAUGGCAAGAACACUUACAUUCGUGACGACACCAUCUUCAUCAAGGCGAUUGUGGACCUCACCGGCCUCUAGACGACCUCCACGGGGUGUUACAGUUUGGCAACCAGGCAGCUCUUUGACCAUUAAAGGCUUCAUUUUGGCUCAGUCGCGGUCCCUUUCAGGGCUCCGUUCGGGCACCUUGCUGUCCCCCGCAGCUUUGGGGAGACAGACAUGCUUGCGACAGUCUGCUGCAUGUAGCUGCUCAGACCAGACAAUGCAGGCAUUCUUAUACCUUGGUGGUCUCUGUGUGAGAACCCUCCCCUCCGUCAUUGCUGUACAUUUGGGUGCAAAACUUACUUUCUCGACAUCACAGCAUCACCAUCCACGGUGAUAAAGUGCCGUUUCAGUUCUGCACGCGAGUUUUCAGUUAGAGGAAGCAGGCAGCAGUGUGACGUAGUCAGAGCGGUGUUGAGCAGAAGCAGAGGGGAGUGAAAAGGUAGAACUGCGUCUUUGUUUUUCGUCCCCUGCUUUCGAAGGCUGGGGGAUGUUGCAGAACAUGCAGAGUGUGUUAGAGCAGGGCUGUAGAUGUGUUUUAUGUGAUCACUCUGGUAAAGCUGGCAGUAGAAUUAUAAUAGAGUUAGAGCGUGGCUUGAUGCAGAUUUUGCUUCUUUUUAAAGAUUGUGGAUAUUGUGAGCUUCUCAGUUCCAGUGUGGAGUAAAUUUGCAUAGACAAACGUGGAGUUAUGUUAUGAAUAAGAUUACAGGCAUUUCUUUUUAUUUCUUCAUUUCUUUUAAACAAAAUGCAUGCUGCUGGAGUUUUAAGUAUAAAAUAUAAAAAUGCUCUUUUUUUUGGAAGGGGGGGGGGUUGUUUUGGGGGUUUUUUCAACUGAGCUUCACAAAGUUUCAUCAUUUGAUAUUAAACUUGUUAGUGAUUUAUCCAUCUGUGAUGGUGGACAUUGCCUGCAUGUCUAUGAAGCCAGGCUAUUUACAUGUAAAGUCAGUGUUGCGUAUUUGUUCCUAAUAAGGGGGUCGGUGGUUCUGAUUGGUGGUUUGGUACAUCUGUGGAAGAUACAGUGGAGUUACCAAGGAGUCAGGGCAGCUUGCCAGUCAAGCCUGAGGCGUAAAACUUACAUGUGGUUUUGUCUCUGACAAACAUACAUCGCUGGAGUUUUUCCCAAGGAUAUGCUCACUAGCUCACAUCUCAACACAUAGUACCGUGCCCCACCACAGACUGAGGUCAACGCAGAUUCCACGAAAUGAAGGAAUAGUAUGUUCCUUGUUUUCUGUCCAUACAGUAUACAGUGCGUAUGUGUUUCUGCUGCUAUACGAUAGAAUACUCAUGUGAAUGUCGGUGCAAAUAUAAAUGAGCUACGUGUGUGGAGGUAGAGAGGAUGGAAACAAGAGAUUGUAUUGUUGUCGGUCUCAGGCCAAUGUUGACUUUAUUUAUUGCAGAUCGAUGUUCAGCGCAGCCCCCGAAUUUUUCGUUUUCCCUUUCCGUGCUCUUUCACCAAUUUUCACCACAGCACCACACAUCGAACAAAAACUCUGGUUAAACUGAGAUGUACUUUUUCCGCGUGCCGUCACUUUGGCACGCAUCCUGAGGUUUUAAGGUUCACGCUGGCCUGUUUGGAAACCAGUCUCGACCUGUAUUGAAACCUCUCUGUGCAUGGGAGGCUUCGAUUCAUAUUCACUAUGGAGUUUCACAGCGGCUUUCCUCGUGGGCCACGUGUGAACGCAUUUAUUUGUAUUCGUUUGGAUGAAAAUACGUAGAAUAGUUAUUAUGUUAUAUCUGGCGCCGCUUCCGUUCAACAGAAGCAGCUGCCUAUAUUCAUAGCAAUGUAUAAAUAUGUAUCUUUCAUAUCAUAAUGUUGAAAUAAUCUAUAUAUCAAUGUUAAUAUACACAAGAGGUUAUAAUAAACAUAGUAUUACUGAAUACCUUAUUAAUUCUAUAUCUAUAUACCAACUUUUUGUUUGAUGGUUUGAACAGGCCAGGACAACCCCUUUGUGACUUGUGAUUCUUUCUAGAGUGCAAUAUAUGAUCAUGUCUGUUAGGGUUUACAGAGGUCACGCUCGACUCAUUUGUUUACAUUACCCAUUCUGGCGCCGAAGAACCGCAACCCAAUUCUCUGAGGAAAUAUGGUGCUUUCCUUGUCAUAAAUCAUAUGCUAUUUUAUCAGUAACAUGAAAAUCACAAGUCAGUAGCUAUCCGUGCGGCUUAUUGGCUCUGUGGGCUUUUAGAAGAUCAUUUUAAUGUUAAGGAAUUCUUGUUCCAUACAGUGAGUGAGUUUAUACUCUUAUCUUAGGAACCUUUCAGUGAAGACUGAGCUUGUAAUAAAAUAGGAUUACAUGGACUUUUUAAAGUGUUCUCGUAAUGUGCCAAACUCAAAUAUUACCUCCAUGUAUGAACACUGUUGUACUGCAAGUUGAAUUUUAUGUUCUAUGCUAAAAUAUGGUGCCAAAUAUGUUUCUAUUUAAUUUUCUAUGAAGAUGCGUGUGUGAGAUUUUAAUAUGAGGCGUCAUUACUUCUGUAAGCACCAGAGGAGCUGAUUAAUACUGUCCCAUUUAAACUGUCCUCAGAUGAGGUUUCUGAAUGUAAGCUUUAAUUAAGUUGGUUUUCCUUUUCAAAAAACACAACAGCCGUUCUGUCUUGUGAUGCAGUUGACUUGAACCAACUUUUUUUGUGCACUUUCUAUCCUUUGUUUGUCCAGACAGGGUAUUUUGUUGAGCGAUUUAUGUACCUUGAAAUCAGAGCCAUAUGUAUUCUGAUGUUGAUAAUUGAUGUAUUAUGCUGAAAAAAGGACAUGCAGUAUGUAAUAAAGUGUGGUGGUUUCA